Molecule: messenger RNA, 639 nt
Organism: Cryptococcus wingfieldii CBS 7118
Lineage: Eukaryota; Fungi; Basidiomycota; Tremellomycetes; Tremellales; Cryptococcaceae
Exons: 4
Coding region: 1-639 (212 amino acids)
Source: RefSeq, a predicted model, not a curated record
AUGGUCACUUAUAUCGACAUCCCAUCAGCUCCCAAGCGCCUUGCUUACAUUCUGUCGACUCCGGGCAAAAGAGUCGCUACUGAGAUUGACCCGGCCUACCCUACCGUGCUCCUCUGUCAUCCGCCAACUGCCUGUGGAUACUACUACUACUAUGGUCAGCUGGAGGACCCCUCUCUGAAUGAGCACUACAAUCUUCUCACGAUUGACAUACCCGGGCACGGUGCAUCUCGUAUGAAGGAGCCUUUGGAGGGGGAGAUCACAUGGGGGCGGAUAGGCAUGCUCUUCCAUGAGGCCUUGCAAGCUUUUGGUGUCAAGAAAGUCCAUCUUGUCGGAAGUGACAUGGGUGGACAGGCCGCCUUGUCCAUGGCUAUAGCUCAUCCCGAGAUGGUUGCAAGUUUGAUCAUGCUCAGGCCGAAUGGCCGACCUGAGCCAGAAAUUGUUGCUAUGGGGUUUGUAGAAUGGUUUGCCCUUCAAGCAGAACUCAUAGAGUCCAGAGACUUGGAUCUGAUCGAUAUCUUGGUUUCUAUCCUUCUGGAGUUCGUCACCGGGCAGAUGACAAACUGGAUCCUGAGGGACAUAUGCGAGGGUCUGGGAGAUCUGUGCAAAGCCAAAUUCAUGCGGGGGGAGGUGAUUUUAUAA